AUGUUUGAAGGUCUUAUUUAGAAAGUAUUGUUAGCCAUCUUCGGAAGGUUUAUAGAUGGACUGGAUAAGAAACAAAUCAAUUUGUCGUUUUUGAAGGGUAAUUUGGUAAUCGAGAACGUUUCGAUAAAGAAGGAAGCUCUUGAGGCCUUGCAAUUACCAAUUGAAUUAGUGUACAGUUCGAUCCAGAGAAUUGAAAUAAAUCUUCCGUGGAAUAAAUUGACUACUUAAAGAACAGAAAUAAAGAUCCAUAGUGUCUUCUUGUUGGUCACCACUGUGUCUGAAGACAUGUGGGGAUUGGAGGAGAUCAAUUAUUAUAAACCAAAAGCAGCUCAAGUGAGAGCCUACAUAAAGAAAGUGAUGGAUGAGGAAAUAAGGAAGUAGGAAACUACGCCAGAUAACUAGGAACGUGAUCAAAAGGAGGCAGGGUUUUUUCAAAAAUAAAUAACCAGAAUAGUUGAUAAUCUUUACAUUUCAAUUUCCGAUGUGCAUUUCCGUUAUGAACAUUGUAUUAGCAAACAUUCUUUUUCGUGGGGCAUCACUAUAAACCAUUAUCACCUAAAUAGACAGUGGAUCCUGAGUGGAAAAUUUCAUAAACAUCUCCCUACAUUCAUGAACGGCAAGGACUCUACCUUUGUGAACAAACAGAUACAAUUAUCGAAACUGGCAAUGUAUUGGAACUCCGAUGAUCAUUAUCUCAUUUUGAGUAGCAUUAUCAAACCAUAGCAUGACAAAAAUAUAGAUGUUCAAAAAGUCAUUGGCAAAAUGGACCCAUAUAAAAUUGACUUGGAUCUUCAUCAACGUACAGUGUAUCAGAUUGAUGAAAAAAUGCAGGCUAGGAUAUAGUCCAGAUUAUAGUAGGAAUUGGUAUACGAGCCAGAUAAUCUGACCAUGGGAAUUAAAACAUCCAAAUCCUCAAAAUACAUAUUCUGUCUUAAUGCAGUAGCUAAUGUUGUACAAACCUAUCAGAAUUUUAGGAAAGUCCCAGAAUACAAGAUUAAAGUGGAAUUACAGGAAAUGGAUUUCAAAAUCAAGCAUACCCAAUAUAAAGAGAUCUUAAAACUUGUCUCCAUAUUCAAUCUUUACUAAUACAGUGCCAAAUAGCAGAUGGACUAGUAUCUCACUACUGUUCUGCGACCUUAGCCAUAAGAUUUCCUGAAGAUGGAAACUAACUCUCUCUACCUCAGAUCCUUAUUUUAAUAUCUUGUUAAAGCAUAGAUCAUGGAAAUAAGAAGGAAAAGAUUUCUUGAGUUCGAGAUGAAUGCCCUCUAAAGAAAAACUACACCAUCAGCAUUAUUGAAAUCUUAGCAUAGAGAGUUAAGAUAGUAUCAAUAAAUUGUGAUCAAGACUUCAAUAACUACAUUAUAGAUGUGGGCCAAACAAGCUUUGGAAAUAUAUGAGCGAGCCAAAGAGCACCAUCAAAUUGAGUAGGCUUUCAAGAAGGAAAUAGAAAAAGCAUAUAAACCAUCAGCUUUUAUGGAUGAGGAAACCUAUGUUUAUUUAGAGUUUAGAUUGUCAAUUGUUAAAGGCAGUUUAAAAUUAUUACGAAAACACAAGAAUUUAGAAGAGGGAUUCACCCUUUUGUGGAAGAAUUUUGAUUACUUUUUGCAGAAGAGAAGAAAUAAUUUUGAAGUGGAGUAAAUAAUACAAGAUAUGGAGGUUUAGAUGUUUAGCGUUGAAGAGAAGAACGAUAUAAUUGUACCUAUAGUUAAGAAGAUAAAGAGUUAUGAUAUUUAGGAGAAACCUCUCAUCUAUUUCAAAUUGGAGAAGCAUCCCCUAUCCAGACCCAAUUACUUCACUAGCAUUUAUUUGGAUGUUCAAAAGAUCGAAUUCAUGGUGUUUGUAGCAUCAUUAUAACGAGUAAUUGCCUAUUUCAGAAUGCCUCCCCAAGAUGAUAAGCAAUAAGAGGGCAAAGUGAAAGAGAACAUAAGCAAGAAUAAGAAGGAGCAGAAGAACAAGAAUGAUGACCCAGAUUCUGAUAAGAAAAUAGAAACUCAAACCAAAAACUAUAUCAGUAUCACUAUUUAAUCUCCAAUUGUUAUUAUUCCAAAUCAAUAGAUCAAUGAUUUACAUUCAGAUUGUUGGGUAUUGAAAUUGGGAGACCUGGAAAUAAUUACUGUCGAUGAUAGACAAGUACCUGGUUUCAUUAAAUUAGGAUCUGAUCAUUACAGAAGAUUGGGCGUGAGUGGAGAAAGCAUGGGGAAAUCACGAAUAGUGGAAUAAUAAUAGCCUUUAUUGACUGUUCACAAUGAAAAGAAUUAGCUUGUUAGUUAGUUUAAUUUUACUCAGGUUAAUUCGAUUAAUCCAUUGGAAAAAUCAUCGUCACUCCAACAUUUAUAAUAGCCAUAAUAGCAUUCUCUCUAAUAGCAACAUUAAAGAAAGCAUCAUAAAUCUUAGAAUUACGAUAAUUAUGUUAUGAAAUUAAAAUCAGUGUAAUUGCAAUAUUUUUCAUCCAUUCACUACUUUUACAAUUACUAGAAAUUGAGUUAAACUUCAAGGGGAAUGGAGAUCUUGAAUAAUCCAUUGAGGAUGAGAUCCAAAAAGUAUGAUGUCUUGGAGGAUUUCUCUAUGGAAUUGAAUCUUUAUUUCAAAAAGAGCAGUCAAGCCAAUCUCCCUUAAACAAAGAUCAAUUUUGAAUUGCCCUCUUUGACUGCUUCAAUCAAUCCUGAAGUGCCUUACACAUUUUAAAAGUUGAUGCAAACAAUAAAUGAUUUAAGUGCUGAUCAAUCCUUAAGUAGCAUAUUACAAUAGGAGAAAUCCAAGUUGAUUAAAUAUAGUUCAUGCAAAGGGAUCCUGAGAAAGAGAGGCAAAUUCUUAAGAUCUUGGUCAUCCUACUUUGCAGUAUUGUCUGGAUGGUACAUAUACUUGUAUCAGAAUGAGAGUGAUGUUGACUAUAAUCAAUAUGUUGGACUACGAGAUGUAGUGGUAUCUGAAGCAUAAUAAGAUAUAGGAGUGUAGAACUCGUUCAAGAUCAAAUCUAAGAAGGAGAUCAUCUACUUCUAGGCCAAAUCACCAUAGGAGAAGAACAGGUGGUUCAAAUUCAUUCAAUAGAAGAUUCAUGACAUCAAAACCAAAACAAAUAAUCUCAAAAUUGGAUCAGAUAAUACAGUGCCACAAUAAAAUGAUAAGAGUAAGAGGGAAUUUGAAUAAACAGCAAAGCAAAUGCCAAAAGUGAAUGAUGAAUUGUAGACCAAAUAUAGAUUCCAAAUCAAGAGGUUUUAAAUUGAAUUGAAGUACAAUCAAUAAUCUGAGAUCUUAAUAACAUUCGAUUAAAUUAAGUUGCUGAGUCUCUCAGGAAUAAAUGAUAAUUACUAAGAAUUUACAAUUUCUUCCAUUUCAAUUGAAGAUCAUGGACAAUCCAUUUUGAGAUCCAUCCAUUAUUCUCAACCAAACACUCCUAACAUAAUGAAAGUAAGGCCAAGUAUAGCUGAAAAUAAAUUACUAAGAAAGAUUAAAUAGGUUACAGAUUAUAAGGAAGAGGAAGCCUAGCAAAUUCAUGGAGCUAUAAGAGUUCGAAUGUGCAACACAGACUCUCAUCAACCCAAUCAACCUUAAUCGUACAUAGUAGCUUAGCUUUCCUCUUUGGAAGCUCAUUAUCUAGAGUCCUUUCUUGCCAAAAUCAACUUAUUCUUAGUCCGUCCAUCUUUGUAGAAGAGCAAAGAAAGUGCUACUGAUUUAAGUGAAUUUACAGAUACUACACAACAAACUACAACCAUGAAAUACACUCAAAUACCAGUUAGUGAAAACCAAGUUCAUAGUGUGAGAUCAUUUACAUUGCAAAAGUCUUCAGUCUCAGAUUCUGAAUUGCAUGAAGGUCAAUAUGCUGAAAGCAAUGAGAAAUUACCUGAGAGUGUCAUAAAGGUUUCCAUUCUAACUCAAGAUAUUAAGUUGAUUGUGAUUGUUUUAGAGAAAGAGAAAGACAAAGAAAAGCCUAACGAAUUUUUAUAAUUGCAAGUAAAUUAAAUAGGUGCAGUGUUGACCAUUAGUGAUGACGAAUACUUUAUCGAAGGACAUAUUUAGAAAAUAGAAAUUAUUGAUUUAAAGUCAUUGCAAGGAAAUCGGCAUAUGUUUUUGGGGAAGAAGGAACAAAAAGAGAGGAAAAAAACUAAUGAAGAGAAGAUCAAGAAAAAUAUUGGCAUUCCAGGAUUAACUAUAUUCUCAAAUAAGCAAUAAAUUGAAAAAGAGAUGGUGUAAUUUAAAUAUUCUAAAUUCAAAAUCCCAAGCAAUAACAAUGAUGUUUCAGAUGAUCUUUAUUUGAUAGUCAGAGAUUGUUUCAUAGAUUACUUGCAUGCUACAAUUAUAAAGGUUCUAAGUUUAUUAGAGAUUGCUUAGAAGAAAAAGCAGGCCAAUCAGGAAGAAAAUGAGUAAGAUUUAGAACUUAUCAAAUAGAAACUCAAUUCUCCUUCAUUUUUCAAGAUUAAAGUCUUACUCGAAAACCCAAAGAUACUUAUUAAACCUGCUGGGAAUAUUAAUCAGUCCUUUGAACUUCAAAUUAAGUAAGUAAGUUUUGAGUUGGAUGCUAGCUAAGAGAAAAAUAAAAUUCUUGAGAUGUCUGUAAGGGCCAAUAAGAAAUAGAUCCAAAUAGUUGACAAAUUGGAUUCGCUGUGGUGGUAAAUCAUAGUUGUCUCUGCAGACACAAUGAGAAUCUAGAUUAGAAGUUCCUCUGAAUUGCAAUACAUAUCAAACCCAUUUUCUGGAGUGUUACGUAUCCAAACACCUAUGUUUGUGAGUGAAUACGAAACUAUAUUUCCUAACAUAGUUCUUAAUAGGAACCAAGAGAUCAGAAUCAAAGUAACUGAUAUUCAACUGAACAUCUUAAGGAAUCAUUAUUUAUUCUUAUUGCAGGUUAUGCAAACCUAAUAUGAAAUUUAGAGUUUAAAGACUUAGAAGAAGAGAAAGCAGUAAUAGUAAGUGAAGAAAUAGCAGAAUCAAGCUGCAUUGAUAUUCAAACUAUCAAAAAUCACCAUCAGACUAAUGGAUGAAUGCAAUUAGUUUGCCUCACAAGGUCAAUUUCUCAGACCUUUGGUGGAUUUAAACGAAUAUAUCCUUGCAAGUUUAAGAUCUAAAAAGCACAUACUACCAGUAUCCGCUAUAAGAUGA
Messenger RNA from Paramecium tetraurelia, 5097 nucleotides. RefSeq lists its product as uncharacterized. Gene Ontology annotation, biological process: protein retention in Golgi apparatus; protein targeting to vacuole. The record is from RefSeq and is a predicted model, not a curated record. Gene Ontology annotation, cellular component: extrinsic component of membrane. The transcript is spliced from 3 exons. NCBI's taxonomy places the organism in Eukaryota, Ciliophora, Oligohymenophorea, Peniculida, Parameciidae.